AUAUACUACCGGCCUCUUCCAAUGUCUCUUUCGUUUUUCUGGACUCAUUUUCGUUGACUUCAUGGUCAAAUCAUCUCUGGGGCUCUACGCACACGAUGAAUUGUAGCAGGAUUCUAUCGAGGAAGGCGACAACGCUCAAAACGGGUGGUUCAGUUCGUUUUGCAAGUCAAACCACGGGAGCCCGUCUGAACAAGCCGAUCGACUUUAGGAAAACUCCCAUUAUCCACCAAACCCAGGCCAGUGCGAGGACUGCCUUUGGGUUGGCGAACGACGCGCCCGUGGACUUACUGAACCUACACGGCGCCAUCAACAGUUCAUUACACCACGCUCUCAAAACCGACGAAAGCGUCUUAUUGUUUGGAGAAGAUGUCGCUUUCGGUGGCGUGUUUCGGUGCUCCAAAGGACUCGCCGACGAGUUCGGUGCUAGCAGAGUUUUUAACACACCGCUGUCAGAACAGGGUAUUGCUGGGUUUGCCAUCGGCUGUGCCGCAGAAGGGAUGAAGCCGGUGGCAGAAAUCCAGUUUGCCGACUAUGUCUACCCUGCCUUUGACCAACUUGUCAAUGAGGCGGCCAAGCUACGUUAUCGAGAAGGAGCCACUGGCGUCAACUGCGGCAAUCUAGUGGUUCGCAUGCCCUGUGGCAGUGUGGGUCAUGGCGCUUUGUACCACAGUCAAAGCCCCGAAGCUUUGUUCACGCAUAUCCCUGGUCUACGGGUCAUCUUCCCCCGAGGACCAGCACAGGCUAAAGGCCUCCUCCUUGCCUCGAUCCUGGAAUCAAAGGACCCGGUUAUCUUUAUGGAGCCCAAGAUCCUGUAUCGAGCUGCGGAAGAAUAUGUCCCCAGGGAAGCAUACACCCUCCCUCUGGACAAGGCCGACGUGGUCAAACAGGGGAAAGACAUCACCGUCAUCUCCUAUGGCCAGCCAAUGUAUCUGUGUUCUGCCGCUAUUGAGGCCUUGGAGAAAGAAAUCAAGGGGCUCAGCGUGGAGCUGAUUGAUCUCCAAGCCAUCUAUCCGUGGGAUCGAAAGACAGUUAUGGAGAGCGUCAACAAGACCGGGCGAGCCGUGGUUGUCCACGAAAGCAUGUACAAUGCAGGCGUUGGGGCCGAGGUGGCGGCUAGUAUCCAGGAAUUGGCGUUUCUUCGACUGGAAGCGCCUGUGGCACGAGUGACAGGAUUCAGUACGCAUACUGGCCUGAUAUUUGAAAAGUUCAACAUUCCCGAUGUUGCGAGAAUUUAUGAUGCAUUGAAGCGCACCCUGGAGUUCUAAGAGUAUUAUUGAGGUUGCUACGACGUUUUAUACAGUCAACGAACGGUCCAAGAGUACCUAUUAGGGUCAAUUACAUCUUCACAAAUUUCUGGAUUGUCUUUCUCUCAAUUUAAGCAAAGCUAUCGUUCGAUGGCAUUGAUGCGACGAUUGCCGCGAUCGGCUCGGCUUUCCCAGAAAGCGAGAUGAACAACAUCUCAUCCCCUGGCAAAGAGAACUUCUAUUCUCUUUGGCGCCAAUCUUACUGAGUGUGAUGGAACAUGGCCUCUUGCAUGGCCCAUGGCACUCGAGACGUGAAAGCAGAAACGACGAUGACCAGAUGAACAUCAAGGACAUUUGUCGCCGGAUGCUUUAGCAAUGUACAUAGAGACUAAGACACGAGCCCUGACAAAACGUGUGCCCAACUUUGUCGUAAUUCUCUGGAUGAAUCCAUUAUCCUUGACCACC
Messenger RNA from Exophiala mesophila, 1709 nucleotides. RefSeq lists its product as uncharacterized. Gene Ontology annotation, molecular function: catalytic activity. The record is from RefSeq and is a predicted model, not a curated record. The coding region runs from base 96 to 1265 and encodes 389 amino acids. The transcript has a single exon. Gene Ontology annotation, biological process: response to nutrient; branched-chain amino acid catabolic process. Lineage: Eukaryota; Fungi; Ascomycota; Eurotiomycetes; Chaetothyriales; Herpotrichiellaceae.